GGGGUGUUUCCUCUGCUCUCGCGAAUCGUCAAUUUCCAAGAAGGACACGAGGAAAACGAGUAUUGAUAGAAAAAUUAACCUCUCUGAAACAACUGAUCAGCCCAAAAACUCACCAGAAAGAUCGUGUUGAUGAUUUUCGAAUCUCGUGUUUUGAUAUUUGGACGUUUGCUUGUGACCUUCUCGGAUUCGUUUGAUGAUCUUAUGCGGAAAUUUGGUAUUUUUUCCUUUUGAAAUUGGGUUUGAUGAAUUUCGAUUUAUGUGUCUCGCUUAUUGAUGGAUUUUCAAACAACCAUGUUUCUUAGAGUGUUUUGUUUCAUGAGCAAAUGUGUGAUGUUGAAUUUAUACGCAAGCGUGUGUCUUUCUAAUCCUGUUUGCAUCCAAAGAUUGGAAUUUUUUUUUAUAGAAUUUAGGUUUUUAUGUUGAGAUUGGAUUGCAUCAUCAAAUGCAGACAUCAUAUCUUUGUCCUGUAACUAUUCAGAAUAUGUUAUGAGAGAUACGCGUAAUGUUAGUUCGCCCAAGGUUGUGAAAGAGGAUCGCUCCAUUGCAAAUCCAGCUCAUGUGGAGACCUCAGCAAACGAAGCAGAUGGCGGUAGUAAGAGUUCUCGUGAUGGGGAGUCCAAAGCGCGGACUUUUACCUUUGCCAACUUAGCUGCGGCGACCCAGAAUUUCAAGGAGGAAAAUUUCCUCGGAGAAGGGGGAUUUGGAAGAGUUUAUAAAGGUCGUUUGCUGGACACUGGUGAGCUUGUGGCUGUCAAGCAGCUUGAUCGCGGUGGAUGUCAAGGGAUUAGGGAAUUCGUGGUUGAAGUUAUGACUUUAAGUAUGGCUGACCACCCCAAUCUUGUUAAGUUGAUUGGCUAUUGUGCUGAGGGUGAUCAGAGGCUGUUAGUCUAUGAGUACAUGCCUCUAGGAUCUCUCGAGGACCACUUACACGGUAUGUCACGCCCAGUUGGAAACAUACAGUUUCUCGUUUCCCUCUUCACCCGACAUUUUAGCUGUGCUACAGGUCCUAAACUGAAAAGGAAAAAGCUGGAUUGGAACAUAAGGAUGAAUAUUGCAGCUGGUGCAGCCCGGGGCUUAGAGUAUUUGCACGACAAGAUGAAAACUCCCAUUAUUUAUCGAGAUUUGAAGGGUUCCAAUAUAUUGUUAGGGGAUGGAUAUCAUCCCAAACUAUCUGACUUUGGUUUGGCUAAAGUCGGCCCUUCCGGUGAUCAGACUCAUGUCUCCACCAGAGUUAUGGGCACAUAUGGAUAUUGUGCCCCUGAUUAUGCAAUGACAGGUCAACUCACCUUCAAAUCGGAUAUCUAUAGUUUUGGUGUUGUUCUCCUUGAGAUCAUCACGGGGAGGAGAGCCAUUGACAAUAGAAAAUCUGGUCCAGAGGCAAAUCUAGUCUCAUGGGCAAGGCCGCUAUUCAAGGACCGCAAAAGAUUCCACCAAAUGGCUGAUCCGUCGUUGGAAGGGCAUUACCCAGUGAGAGGGCUAUACCAAGCUCUAGCAAUAGCUGCAAUGUGUGUCCAAGAGCAGCCAAACAUGAGGCCCCUCGUUGCUGACAUUGUCACGGCCCUCAACUAUCUUGCCUCGCAGGCCUAUGACCCGAGUGUCCACGGUGUCCAAGGCCCCGAAACUCCGCGAAGCAGAUCAAAAGGAUAUGGCCAACGCAACGACAACGACAACCAAGCCCGGGGAAGGCAGAGUAUAUAGCUGCUUCCACUCUCACCAUUUUUGACCAUCAGGGAGUUUACUCCCACUCAACUCUGUAAAUCCACACUUUUGGGGAGAGAUAGAUGUUUACAAGUUAUUAUAACAUCGGCUUUACUAGUGUAUUUAACUAUUUAUUCAACAAUUUGUUGCUGCAUACAGACUACAGGGAUAGAGAGGCUGUUUUAGAGCUAUUAUUGCCUUGGUACUUUUAUGUUGGUUUUUACUUGGAUGGAGGUGCAAAUGUGCAGCUUAUAUCUUUCUCGCUUUUUUACA
Messenger RNA from Salvia hispanica, 1971 nucleotides. RefSeq names its product putative serine/threonine-protein kinase PBL7. Gene Ontology annotation, biological process: protein phosphorylation. The record is from RefSeq and is a predicted model, not a curated record. NCBI's taxonomy places the organism in Eukaryota, Viridiplantae, Streptophyta, Magnoliopsida, Lamiales, Lamiaceae. Gene Ontology annotation, molecular function: ATP binding; protein kinase activity.